AUGGCGAACUCAAGGAUGUGUGCCAAGUACAGGUUCGAGAAACCGAAUGACCGCAGAGCGCUAGAUCUCAUGAACACGGCUGCCAAAGCAGUCAUUGCAGAUCUGCCAGAAAUCACACUGGCCUAUGGCGUCAGCGACGAGUACAGCAAGCUCGUCAGCACGGUCGUAUCUACGUUCACGUCCAACUACGUCUACUCUUGGUCCUCUCACUUCCCGGACACUCCGCUAUCCUUCCCCCUGCCAACGUUCGACGGGCGAGCCGUGGUGUACCCUACCGUCCAGAAUCUGCGUGACUACCUGAGCUGGCGGCAAGCCGACUGUCACAUCAACAAUCUAUACAACACAGCCUUCUGGUCCCUUAUUCAACUCGGCGGUAUGGAAAAUAAGGAGGCAGAGCAGGCCCUCGCUGGCACAUUGGCCGCUGACAAGAACGAGAUCUUAUUCUCAAAAUUCGGCAUCAACUACAACCGCGAACCCGAAAUCUUCAAAAAGGGAAGCGUCAUCUUCCGUGAUUACGAGCUGGUCGAACCCGCGAGUCACAACACGGCGGAGACCGUCGAUGCGCAAGCUGAGCCCGUCCAACAAUCCAAGAAGCAGACGGAAAAUGACAAAAGGCGCCGAUCCAAGGCCGCUAUUAUGGUGGAUCAUUUGGACAUCAUCAAGGAUGAGUUCUGGGACAGGAGACCGUGGAUUUUGUCAAAUAAACCAGGCAAAAUCCCAAAAGAGGUAUAA
This is a messenger RNA of Emericellopsis cladophorae, 732 nucleotides long. Its product is annotated as tRNAHis guanylyltransferase. Gene Ontology annotation, biological process: tRNA modification. The record is from RefSeq and is a predicted model, not a curated record. Gene Ontology annotation, molecular function: magnesium ion binding; tRNA guanylyltransferase activity. The transcript is spliced from 6 exons. NCBI's taxonomy places the organism in Eukaryota, Fungi, Ascomycota, Sordariomycetes, Hypocreales, Bionectriaceae. Bases 1 to 732 code for a protein of 243 amino acids.